GAAGAGUAUCGUGAUGAUAUCACGCGAUAUAUGCACGAGAUGGAGGUUGAGACCAUGGGGUCGACGACCUCGAUGGACCAGCAACCUGAGAUCAAGUGGCAUAUGCGUCCGUGCCUGGUCGACUUUCUUGUCGAGAUUCACUUUUCCUUCCGCCUCCGGCCAGAGACCCUGUACCUGUGCCUCAACAUUAUCGACCGCUACAUCUCUCGUAGAAUUGUCUUCGUCAAGCACUAUCAGCUGGUUGGCUGCACGGCCCUGUGGCUUGCCUCAAAGUUCGAAGAUGCCAAGGACCGCGUCCCGUCUACGCAGGACCUCGUGGCCAUUUGCCGGGAGACGUACGAGGGAGCGGCAUUCCACCAGAUGGAACGUCACAUUCUCAAUACGAUCCAGUGGACCAUGGGGCAUCCUACAGCCGAGGCGUGGCUAAGGUUGUUGUGUACUGGCUUCGUCAUGGAGGACGCGAAGGUGCAACACGUCGCGCGCUUCUUGAUGGAGAUCACCCUCUUCUACCGGGAGUUCAUACAGUAUCCCUCGUCUGCCAUCGCUCGCGGCGCGCUCUGCCUGUCAAGAUACCUAUGUGGCAAACGCCGUAAUACCGUGGACGAGACAAAGGAGUGCCUCGAAAUCGUAGACCUCCUUGAUACCCGCUUGGCCAAGCACGUCAACGACCUUUCAGAGGUCUUGGUGAAAAAGUAUUCCUACGCCUUUUUCUCGAAAGCGGCGACUUUCGUUGUGCAGUAUUACCUUGAGGGAGGGCGAUUCUCGCAGCAAGAGCCCGAACCAUUGCCU
Messenger RNA from Gloeophyllum trabeum ATCC 11539, 789 nucleotides. RefSeq lists its product as uncharacterized. The transcript is spliced from 2 exons. The annotation marks the transcript as partial. The record is from RefSeq and is a predicted model, not a curated record. NCBI's taxonomy places the organism in Eukaryota, Fungi, Basidiomycota, Agaricomycetes, Gloeophyllales, Gloeophyllaceae. Gene Ontology annotation, cellular component: cytoplasm; centrosome; nucleus. Gene Ontology annotation, biological process: mitotic cell cycle phase transition; regulation of cyclin-dependent protein serine/threonine kinase activity. Gene Ontology annotation, molecular function: cyclin-dependent protein serine/threonine kinase regulator activity.